AUGUCAGCACAAGAACAAAUGGUGGACAUGAAUGCCGUCCUUUACCGGAUGUGGGAGAAAAUCACAAAUCUCACCACACAACUCAAAGAAAUCCAGAACACUCAGAACGCUGAUACCGUUGAACGGAAGUUCAACAAGAAAGUUUGGAUCAAGGCAAACUGGGACAUGUUCGCCAAUGAUUUUGAAAUAAGUGCUACACCUCAGGGCAUUGGCCUACUUGGAAAGAAAUCUAAGUUGAAACUGAAAAAUAUUUCAAACCCCAAGCUGAGCAUGACUGGAUAUGUCAGCAAAUCUGUGCCUUCAAACAAGAGGAUGGAUGAUUUUGUAACCCAGUUCCUGGCCCUCUCCAUCCAAGGGGGUUUUGGUAAUGAACACAUAGUAGAUUUGCUGGAACACAAUGUGAACCCCCACAUUGCAGAACAGCUCUACCUGUAG
Molecule: messenger RNA, 435 nt
Organism: Serpula lacrymans var. lacrymans S7.9
Lineage: Eukaryota; Fungi; Basidiomycota; Agaricomycetes; Boletales; Serpulaceae
Exons: 2
Coding region: 1-435 (144 amino acids)
Source: RefSeq, a predicted model, not a curated record